Heterocephalus glaber (naked mole-rat) is the source of this 3389-nucleotide messenger RNA. RefSeq names its product spastin (gene Spast). NCBI's taxonomy places the organism in Eukaryota, Metazoa, Chordata, Mammalia, Rodentia, Bathyergidae. The record is from RefSeq and is a predicted model, not a curated record. Gene Ontology annotation, cellular component: microtubule cytoskeleton. Gene Ontology annotation, molecular function: microtubule severing ATPase activity; ATP hydrolysis activity; ATP binding.
GACCCGAGAGGACGUGCGCGUGCGCGUGUGCGGCCGCCGCUCUACGUGAGAGGGCAGCGGAAAAGGACAGAGAGCGCGGGAGGGGCUGGAGCCUCGGACCUGUGCAGACGGGGUUGUGCUUCGGAACGGCGGAGGGGAAGGGGGCGGGUCCAGCAGGCGGCGUGUGCAGGUGCCCUGCGCCUGAGCCCCGCGGGGGGUCUGUGGCCCUCGCUGCCGCAGUGGCCGCUGCUGUAGCUUGGUUGCCGUCGUCUGAGGGAGGCGGGUUAUGGCGACGGCGGCAGUGGGAGCUGUGAAUGAGUUCUCCGGGUGGACGAGGGAAGAAGAAAGGCUCCGGCGGCCCCAGCAGCCCGGUGCCUCGCAGGCCUCCGCCCCCCUGCCCGGCCCCCGCCCCUCCCGUCGCCGGGCCGGCCCCUCCGCCGCCCUCGGCCCCUAAGCGGAACCUGUAUUACUUCUCCUACCCCCUGUUCGCAGGCUUCGCGCUGCUGCGCCUGGCGGCCUUCCACCUGGGGCUCCUCUUCGUGUGGCUCUGUCAGCGCUUGUCCCGCGCCCUCAUGGCCGCCAAGAGGAGCUCCCGGGCUGCGCCGGCGCCGGCCUCGGCCUCGCCUCCGGCCCCGGAGCCGGGCGGGGAGGCCGAGCGCGUCCGAGCCUUCCACAAACAGGCCUUCGAGUACAUCUCCGUUGCCCUGCGCAUCGACGAGGACGAGAAAGCAGGACAGAAGGAGCAAGCUGUGGAAUGGUAUAAGAAAGGUAUCGAAGAACUAGAAAAAGGAAUAGCUGUCAUAGUUACAGGACAAGGUGAACAAUGUGAAAGAGCUAGACGUCUUCAAGCAAAAAUGAUGACUAAUUUGGUUAUGGCCAAGGAUCGUUUACAACUUCUAGAGAAGCUGCAACCGGUUUUGCAAUUUUCCAAGUCACAAACGGACGUCUAUAAUGACAGUACUAACUUGACAUGCCGAAAUGGACAUCUCCAGUCAGAAAGUGGAGCUGUUCCAAAAAGAAAAGAUCCCUUAACACACGCUAGUAAUUCACUGCCUCGCUCAAAAACAGUUAUGAAAACUGGAUCCACAGGUCUUUCAGGUCACCACAGAGCACCUAGUUGCAGUGGUUUAUCCAUGGUUUCUGGAACGAGACAGGGGCCUGGUCCUACAACAGCGGCUCAUAAGGGCACUCCAAAAAUAAACAGAACAAAUAAGCCUUCAACCCCUACAACUGCUGCUCGAAAAAAGAAAGACUUGAAGAAUUUUAGGAAUGUGGAUAGCAACCUUGCUAACCUUAUAAUGAAUGAAAUUGUGGACAAUGGGACAGCUGUUAAAUUUGAUGAUAUAGCUGGUCAAGAGUUGGCAAAACAAGCAUUGCAAGAAAUUGUUAUUCUUCCUUCUCUCAGGCCUGAGUUGUUUACAGGGCUUAGAGCACCUGCCAGAGGAUUAUUACUCUUUGGUCCACCUGGAAAUGGGAAGACAAUGCUGGCUAAAGCAGUAGCUGCAGAAUCUAACGCAACAUUUUUUAAUAUCAGUGCUGCAAGUUUAACUUCAAAAUAUGUGGGAGAAGGCGAGAAAUUGGUGAGAGCUCUUUUUGCUGUGGCUCGAGAACUUCAACCUUCUAUAAUUUUUAUAGAUGAAGUUGAUAGCCUUUUAUGUGAAAGAAGAGAAGGGGAGCAUGAUGCUAGUAGACGUCUAAAGACUGAAUUUCUAAUAGAAUUUGAUGGUGUACAGUCUGCUGGAGAUGACAGAGUACUUGUAAUGGGUGCAACUAACAGACCACAAGAGCUUGAUGAGGCUGUUCUCAGGCGGUUCAUCAAACGGGUAUAUGUGUCUUUACCAAAUGAGGAGACAAGACUACUUUUACUUAAAAAUCUGUUAUGUAAACAAGGAAGUCCAUUGACCCAAAAAGAACUAGCACAACUUGCUAGAAUGACUGAUGGAUACUCAGGAAGUGAUCUAACAGCUUUGGCAAAAGAUGCAGCACUGGGACCUAUCCGAGAACUGAAACCAGAACAGGUGAAGAAUAUGUCUGCCAGUGAGAUGAGAAAUAUUCGAUUAUCGGACUUCACUGAAUCCUUGAAAAAAAUAAAACGCAGUGUGAGCCCUCAAACUUUAGAAGCAUACAUACGAUGGAACAAGGACUUUGGAGAUACCACUGUUUAAAGAAAUGCCUUUGUAAGCCUGCAGAACAUUUACUUAACAAGAGAGAAUCAUUUGAUCUUCAGUGAACAGUUAUCAGCUACAGAAACUUAGCCUAAGUUUACAGGACUUUUCAGAGUCUUAUAGUUAUUUGUGUACCAAACUUGAACAAGAAAACAAUAUACAAUGUGAAUGGAAUGUUUUGUUGUUUAAGGCCUUCUUGGCUUGGUGGUCACGGUAUCUCAAUGGGCACUUAAAUUAGAACACAACAAAAACCAAAUCUGGUCUUCUUUAACCAAUAUAAUCCUAGUGUAAAUAGUAAUUUGUAUACUGUGUUGCAGGUGAAAGUAUUCCAGAGACAGUGAAGGGUAGAAGACACAAAGGCCUGUGGUUGUCUGUCUUCUAAUGUUUUUCUUAAAAUAGUGAUUUUUCAUAUUUUCCUUUCCUGUGUUUUUCUUAACUGCCUGUGAUUGGAAUACCAAUCACCUUUAAGUUUCCUUUUUUCCUUUUCCUUUUACAAAUCCAGAGUGCCAAAUCGAACUUUUUCCUAACAGCAAUAGGAAAAGGCUAUUUUGAGGAUUUUUUCUUCAUAAAUCUGCAGACGUUAAACAGUUUUAUGUUUUUAUUUUUCUGUUACCUUGCUGCCAAAUAAUUUAGAAAGCAAUAUAAUAGCAACAAAGCAAAUCUGGUAAAAUAGAAAAGGUUUGAAGAUUUGAGUUUCUCCGUCAUAUAAUAUGUAGAUCUGUCCUCUUAUGACCUGCACUAUUUUUUUUCCUAAUGUCAGGAAUCUGCUGCAGACUGUUAAUUUAUUCCAGAUGGAAUUCAUUUUCUGCUAAAAUUCUGAUACUCAAAGGAGCCAAUUUUAACUGUUACAAUAGUAGCUCCAGUACAAGAAGAAGGAGAUACUGGGAGAUAAGAAAUUUCUAAUUCAUUGUUUAUCACUUUCUUACUGUUUACAGGAUAAUUAUAAGCCAAUGGAACUACCAUCUUUUAUUCUUAAUAAUUAUGAAUCCCUUCAAUGAAACUAAAACACUGAAUUUUUAUAUACAUUGCAUACAUUUUAUAGGUUUCUUGUGCUCACUUUACUAAAAGUUAUAGUCUGUAUGUCUAGUUUCUCCAAAAUGUACAGCAAUUGUUUCUUGUUUGUAUAAAUAUGCUUGAAUUUUUAUUAUAAAAAUGUUCAUUGUAGGAAGUAGAGAUGCAUAUCAUGGCCUUUAAAAUAUUGUAAUAAAGGCAAAUGGAUAUUUGCCCUUAGUUUACUGGUUAAAA